Mangifera indica (mango) is the source of this 2668-nucleotide messenger RNA. Its product is annotated as ABC transporter G family member 6-like. The record is from RefSeq and is a predicted model, not a curated record. Gene Ontology annotation, molecular function: ABC-type transporter activity; ATP binding; ATP hydrolysis activity. NCBI's taxonomy places the organism in Eukaryota, Viridiplantae, Streptophyta, Magnoliopsida, Sapindales, Anacardiaceae. Gene Ontology annotation, cellular component: membrane. The transcript has a single exon. Bases 152 to 2422 code for a protein of 756 amino acids.
AUUGCUCUUCUAAAUAAACCCACCAAAACGACACCCUCCUCCGCCGCAUCCACCACCACGAUUUCACGGCGUCACGUAUGCUCCCACGCCGUUAACAUUCCUAAACCUAAUCGCUCUUUUCUUUUCUUUGAUAUUAUUUUAAAUUUCAGAGAUGUCUCGUGUUGUAGCCGAAGAUAUUAUAUCACCAAUUGGUGAUAAUCAUCUUCCGUUCUCUGCUCACUCAAUGGAGUUAACCGAAUUAUCGUACGGGACCUCCGGAGCCUCGCCCACCCUCGGCCAGCUGUUAAAGCGAGUAGGCGAUGUACGCAAAGAAGCGACCGGAGACGAAACUCCGGUGCAUCAGACUUUUUAUGUCAGCGACUUUAACAGUGUCGAGCCUCGUUCCCUCCCGUUCGUUUUGUCGUUUAACAAUUUGACUUACAGCGUCAAGGUCCGCCGCAAGCUGCAGCUCCCGGCGAUCUUUAGCAGGCCUCGACACCACUGCGUGGGAGCCGCCACCGCGACGGAUCUAGUGCCGGGAGAGAAUCUCUUCUCCAGAACCAAGACUCUUCUCAAUGACAUUUCCGGAGAGGCGCGUGACGGCGAGAUUAUGGCGGUGCUUGGCGCCAGCGGUUCAGGAAAGUCGACGCUAAUCGACGCUUUGGCGAAUCGUAUCGCGAAAGGGAGCUUGAAAGGAACGAUUACGCUAAACGGCGAAGUUUUGGAGUCGAGGAUGUUGAAAGUCAUAUCAGCUUAUGUCAUGCAAGACGAUUUGUUGUUCCCGAUGUUGACGGUGGAGGAGACUUUAAUGUUCGCUGCGGAGUUCCGACUGCCGAGAACAUUAUCAAUAUCAAAAAAGAAAUUGCGCAUUCAAGCUUUGAUCGAUCAGCUAGGACUGCGAAAUGCGGCAAAAACAGUUAUUGGAGACGAAGGUCACAGGGGAGUAUCUGGCGGAGAACGACGUCGUGUUUCUAUAGGAAUUGAUAUAAUUCAUGAUCCAAUUAUUUUAUUUCUCGACGAACCGACUUCGGGUCUCGACUCCACCAGUGCUUACAUGGUGGUGAAAGUUUUACAGAGAAUUGCUCAAAGUGGAAGUAUCGUCACGAUGUCGAUUCACCAGCCGAGUUAUCGCAUUCUCGGACUGCUGGAUCAGAUGAUAUUUUUAUCACGUGGACAAACUGUGUACAGCGGUUCACCACUGAGUUUGCCUCUUUUCUUCGCCGAGUUUGGCCAUCCGAUUCCGGAACACGAGAACCAGACCGAGUUCGCUCUUGACCUUAUCCGAGAACUCGAAGGCUCCCCCGGUGCAACAAAGAGUUUAGUUGAAUUUAACAAAUCGUGGCAACAAAUGAAGCACACGAGAAUUACUUCAGUUCAUGUAGCUGAGAGCAAUCGACAAGGACUCUCACUCAAAGAAGCCAUUAGUGCAAGUAUUUCAAGAGGAAAAUUAGUUUCAGGUGCAACCACAAACGAAGCAAGUACAACAUCAAUGGUGCCCACUUUUGUCAAUCCGUUCUGGAUCGAAAUGGCGGUUUUGUCGAAAAGAUCCAUCACAAAUUCACGAAGAAUGCCGGAGCUGUUCGCUAUACGCUUAGCGGCAGUUUUAGUAACCGGGUUUAUUCUCGCCACCGUCUUUUGGCAGCUCGAUAAUUCCCCUAAAGGCGUUCAAGAACGAUUAGGCUUCUUCGCUUUCGCAAUGUCGACGACUUUCUACACGUGCGCUGACGCCCUUCCCGUCUUUCUUCAAGAAAGAUAUAUUUUCAUGAGAGAGACUUCUCAUAACGCUUAUCGGAGAUCAUCUUACGCGUUAUCUCACGCUCUCGUGGCGUUACCGUCGUUGAUAUUUCUCUCGCUAGCCUUCUCCGCCACCACAUUUUGGGCGGUGGGGCUCGACGGUGGAGUUUCGGGGUUCUUAUUCUAUUCAUCGAUAAUCUUCGCCUCGUUUUGGGCUGGAAGUUCUUUUGUCUCGUUUCUCUCAGGCGUUGUGCCUGAUGUAAUGCUCGGUUACACCAUUGUUGUUGCUAUUUUAGCAUAUUUUUUACUCUUCAGUGGCUUCUUCAUCAACCGCGAUCGGAUUCCCGGCUACUGGAUAUGGUUCCAUUACUUGUCACUGGUGAAGUACCCGUACGAAGGCGUUUUGCAAAACGAAUUUGAGGAUGCGGGUAAGUGUUUUAGUCGUGGGGUUCAGAUUUUUGACAACACGCCACUGGGGGCCGUGCCGACCUCGAUGAAAGCGAGAUUGUUGGAGAGUUUGAGCGGGAGUUUGGGAAUGAGGAUUACGAGCUCGACGUGCUUGACGAAGGGGUCGGAUAUAUUGCAGCAACAAGGGAUAACCGAUUUGAGUAAAUGGAGUUGCUUGUGGAUCACUGUGGCGUGGGGAUUUUUGUUCAGGAUUUUGUUCUACUUUUCUUUGUUACUGGGAAGCAAGGGCAAGAGACGGUAAGGUUGAGUGAAAUUAUUUCUGGGUAAAAGCUUUCUUAUUAUUAUUAUUAUUAUUAUGAUUGUUAUUAGUACCCAAUAAUAUAUUUUUGUUUGUCGACAUCCAUGGCAGAAUAUUUGAGAUUCAUUGAACCCUAAAUUUUCUUAGCUUCCUUGUAAGAACAAUAGACAUCAAACAGUCUGCUAAAAGAAGCGCUGAGGAUUGUGUGUCUACAAACCUUGUUAUUAUGAACCCAAUAUUCAAUCAACU